UUUUUCAUUCGUCUCUUGAAUUUCGAACGCAACGGUUCGCCCAGCUCGGCACACGGCUCAAAAAACGCAGUGCGAAAUUAAAACAGUGCAAAAGGCCCACACGCAGAACACAAAAACUGAGAUUAAGCCAAGUGAUAAAGUGAUAAGCCAGAGAGCAAAACAAACAAACAAACAGACAACAGACUCUUCGCAGCGCAGUGUGCAGCAGUUCAAAGUGCAGCGAAAAGCCAGCAGAAUGGAUAUGGAUACCCUGCUGCCCUCGCCACCCGCAACGCCCCCGUUGCGUGAAAACAAAUUGGAAAAUGUCGUCAAGGACGGGCAACAGGUGAACGAGAACCUGCUGAAGGCCAAGCUCAAGCUGGUGGCCCAGAAGAACCAAAAGAAUGGCGGCAUCAUCACACCUAAUCCCUCGGACACGGAGGAUGAGGCUACCGAGAUGCCCAGCAAAAAGCCGCGCCUGGAACAGCCCGCUGUGAGCAUGACACCGCCGCCGGAUCAGAAGCUGGAGAGGGUCAGUGUCAUCAUGAGGGUCAACAGCUCGGGAGCGGUCUCUUCCAGCAACCAAGACGAGAGCUCCAGCUCCUCCAGUUCCAGUUCCUGCUGCAGUUCCUCCUUCUCCUCGUCCAAUGCCACCACCACCACAAGUACAAUUUCCAUGGCGCCCACCGUCGAGGAUGACUAUCCAGAGACCAAUGUGUGGCGUAAUCUCAAGUUCAAGAUGAACAGGAAGCGGGCAGCGGAAGUUGCUAUGCCGCCAGUACAAAAACCAGAGGAAGUAGCACCUGUUGCUCCUCAGCUUCCGGCACCAUCUGCACCAGCGGAAAGGCGUCAGGAGGAAGAGGAGCUGGAGGAAGCCAAGCCCGUGCUCUAUCUCGCCCCAGUGGUAGCCUCUCCAGCCAGUCAGCUCCUCCUGCUCAGCACAGUUGCCGCCCAGCAGAGUCACACGCCCAUCAUCAUGCCCGCCGAGGAGGAGAAGCAGCAACAUCAUCCCAGAAUCACAGCCGCCCAGGCGGCCGCCACCAGGAGUCGCAUCUACGAGUGCAGUUUCCCGGAGUGCGGAAAGAACUACUUCAAGAGCAGCCACCUCAAGGCCCACCAGCGUGUGCACACCGGUGAACGGCCUUUCAUCUGCAAGUGGGACAACUGCGACAAGCGUUUCUCCCGCUCCGAUGAGCUGUCGCGGCACAAGCGCACCCAUACCGGCGAAAAGAAGUUCCAGUGCGGCGUCUGCCAAAAGAAAUUCAUGCGCAGCGAUCAUCUGUCCAAGCACGUGAAGCGCCACAACAAGGACAAGGCGAACGGCGUCAAUAGACAUGUCUCGUUGGUCAAUGCCUCCGCCUCUGUGUCCGCCGCCACCUCCGUUGCCGCUUCCCUGUGCGAUGCUAGCACGCUACAUCUGCGAGCGAUAGCACCGGCGGUCAGCAGCGGUAGUUCCUCGCCCAUCUCCUCUACAUCCACCUCCUCCUCCUCCUCCUCUUCGGCCAGCCUGCAAGUCUACAGCGCCCAGGAUCUCCUGCGGCUACAGCAGCAGGCUAGCUUUAGUUUCGGCGGAGCCCUGCUUCAAGUGCAGCGAUGAGGGGAGGAAGAACCAGGAGCACCUGCAUCCAGAACCAAUCUCACACCCGACAGUAUCGCCAGCUUAGAAAAAAAAAGAAAAAACUCCCACCAAAAAUCAGAGAAAUCGACAAAAGAGUAGAGUCUUUGUAGAGUAGAGUUUGAUAGAUUUUGUUUUCGUAAUCCCAGAAAGAACUCAUUUCAAAAAUCUUUUCUUUAAAGAGUGUUUCCAAGAGCUUAGAAUUCUAUUCCUGAUUCGGAUCAACAGAGUUUUUUCGUCAAGUGUAGCUGGUGUUAGUCUUAAGCUUUAGUUAAGAGCUAGAUCUUGUCAAAUUUUGUUUUUUCUUCAAUUCAAGAGCACAUCUUAUAGCUUAGCAGCAAUCUUCUUCAGAUUCAUACUUCAAUUUCCCGACUCUGAAUAUACCUUGUAAAUAUAUAUUAGACGAACAUCUGUGAUAUUUAAGUUUUUUCUUAACUAUUUUCUAUAUCGUACUAUAGUUAUUCGCGAGUAAUUCUCUUAAACUUAAUAACAAUUGUAUUUAUUGCUAAAUGUCAACAAAAAGAGAAAAGAAAAACAUGAAAAAAAAAAGAAAAUGGAUCCCCAAAAGAUUCAAAUCUCAAAACAAAUGAAAAUAUACAUAUUUUCGAAAAUAA
Molecule: messenger RNA, 2208 nt
Organism: Drosophila kikkawai
Lineage: Eukaryota; Metazoa; Arthropoda; Insecta; Diptera; Drosophilidae
Gene: cbt
Product: Kruppel like transcription factor cabut
Biological process (GO): regulation of transcription by RNA polymerase II
Molecular function (GO): RNA polymerase II cis-regulatory region sequence-specific DNA binding; DNA-binding transcription factor activity, RNA polymerase II-specific
Source: RefSeq, a predicted model, not a curated record